AUGGUUUCCGAUUCCCACGAAGCGCCCUCAGCGCCAUCCGAACCAGCCCCAUCCGCACCCUUAACUAACGCUGAGACCCCUGUCAACGUGCCCGGUCCAAUUGCGAUCGACAAUUUUAGCGACGAUACUAAUAGCGAAUUCGACGAUGACCUGUCCGAUCUCACCUCCCUGUCAGAGAGUGUGCUUGAAUUCGAGUAUGAAAAUGGUCGGCGAUAUUGCAGUUCCCGCUCAAGGCUCCAGGCUGAGCAGACUGACCAAGUUAGGAUGCCAAAUGACGAGGAGGAGCAGGAUCGAAUGGAUAUAACACACCAUAUGUCCGUAAAGCAAAAUAUCUCUGGAGGAGAGCUCUACAAUGCCCCUAUCUCAUCAUCACCACAGAACAUUCUUGACCUGGGAACCGGAACAGGCAUUUGGGCUCUGGACAUUGCCGAAAAAUUCCCUAGCGCCCACGUUAUCGGAAAUGACAUCAGUCCUAUCCAGCCCAGUUGGGUGGCCCCAAAUAUCGAGUUCAUCGUGGAGGACUUCGAAAAUGAGUGGCAGUAUAACCAAAAUCACUUUGACUUUAUCCAUGCACGAUGCCUAGCAGGAUGUGUGGCUGACUGGCCUGGGUUUAUCGGCCGGAUUUUCGACCACGUCAAACCCGGUGGCUACUUUGAAUCGCACGAGAGUGCCGUGUGGGCUCGGAGCGACGAUGGCUCCCUUAAAGAUGAUUCCGCAAUAAUGGAAUGGCAGCAGGCCCUCAACUUGGCUGGCAUUAAGAUCGGCCGGGAGCUGAACAUCUACCAUAAGCUAAAGGACUGGAUGAUUGAAGCCGGCUUUGAAGAUGUCAAAUUGUCAGUUUACACGCUACCAUUCUCACCCUGGCCGCGCGAUCCCUAUCUCAAGGCUCUAGGAAAGUACCAGGCAGUGCAGUUGCAACAAGCCAUCGAUUCAUAUUCGCUGCGCUUGUACACGCAGGUGCUAGGCUGGAGUUCGGAUGUGGCUAAAAUUCAUAAUGCUGUGGUCAAGCGGGAACUACGAGAAAAGAGUUUACAUGCCUACGUUCAAACAGUCGCCGUCCAUGGGAGAAAGCCUCUUCACUUCUAA
Molecule: messenger RNA, 1086 nt
Organism: Penicillium soppii
Lineage: Eukaryota; Fungi; Ascomycota; Eurotiomycetes; Eurotiales; Aspergillaceae
Product: class I SAM-dependent methyltransferase
Exons: 8
Coding region: 1-1086 (361 amino acids)
Molecular function (GO): methyltransferase activity
Source: RefSeq, a predicted model, not a curated record